This is a messenger RNA of Dothidotthia symphoricarpi CBS 119687, 1867 nucleotides long. RefSeq lists its product as uncharacterized. The transcript is spliced from 5 exons. Bases 320 to 1477 code for a protein of 385 amino acids. The record is from RefSeq and is a predicted model, not a curated record. NCBI's taxonomy places the organism in Eukaryota, Fungi, Ascomycota, Dothideomycetes, Pleosporales, Dothidotthiaceae.
UGAAGACACGGGGAGCCCAAGAGCUUGGUCGUAUGAAUGACAUAGUACAUAUGCAGCCUGCAGCUUGAAGUGCAAGGCAUUAUUGGCUAUGCCUUGACUUCUUUGUGUCUAAGACCUCAAACAAUUAUGACGCACCCUAGCAUCAUAGCGGGAAAUCUGGAAACUCGCGCCUGCAGAAAAGCAAACCGUCUCCUGUUCUUCUGCCUUUCCCACCCCCACCUCACACACUCACAUUCACACUGACAUUCAAUUUUGUCAAUUGCCACGACUUCUUUAACUUCCACCCACCAUAACCACAGAAGAACUGUCAAUAGCAAGAAUGUCUGAAGCACCGCGAGUCCAGCUCACCAGCACGGAUCUGUCUGAUCUUGACCCCUCUGCGCCCUCCAACCAGUACUCCUCGGACCCGUACUCCAACCAGUACUCUUCCAACCAGCGCUCGGCGAGGCAGAACGGAGACGUUGACCAAUACGCAUCGAACGCCGCACAGAACGCACAGCAAGCAGGAAGCAGCAUCCUGGCCUCAGCACAGAACGCCAUGAAUGCCGCUGCGAGCCACCCCGCUGUGCAGAACACGAAGGAGACUGUCCUGAAUGGACCUGUUGCACAAAACGUCAAGGCAGAGGGUGCGAGGACCCGCGACGAAUUUGCCGACCUCGCGAAUUCCCGAACCAUUCCUGAGCAUAAGACAGCCACAGGCCAGAACCUUACCCACUACCACAGCAUGUUCUACCGUCUCCUGAGCUGGAAGAACCCGCGCGCAACUGGUAUCGCCUUUGGUGUUACCGUCAUGUUCAUCUUUGCUGCCCGAUACCUGAACGUGAUCCACUACAUACUCAAGGGUCUCUACAUAACACUUGGAGCAACUGCCUCUGCAGAGCUUGUCGGACAACUGGCUAUUGGACGUGGUCUUACCACCCAGAUCAGGCCACAGCAGUACUUCACCAUCCCCAAGGCGUCGCUUGAGCGUCUCCUGGAUGAUGUUGAGCAGCUCAUCAACUUUUUCGUCAUCGAGUCCCAGCGAAUAGUCUUCGCUGAGAACGUGUAUGCCACGCUCGCUGCUUUUGUCGCGUCCUUGACUUCGUACUUCCUCAUCAAGUUCGUUCCUCUCUGGGGCUUGGCUUUGAUUGCGACUCUUGUUACCUACCUUGGUCCCCUCGUCUACAUCAAGAACAAGGCGGUCAUUGAUGCUCAACUCGAGAAGGGUUACAACAUUGCCAGUCAACAGGCCGUCCAGCUCAAGGAAGUCGCCAGCAAGAACGCCGUCAACGCCGCACACUCCGUUCAGGGUAUCACCAACCAAUACACCGCUAAGGCUACUGAGACCAUCAACCAGUACCGCGGCGGUCGCCCCACUUCCCCAGAGGCCAAGAGGACCGACUUCCCUGUCGCCCCCAAGCACGAGCCUUUGGCAUCCCAGUCCCAGUACGAGUCGAACAUGCCGGCUGCUCAGCCAAUCGCUCAGCCUGUCUUGUAAGCUCUCACGAAAUAAGUCAGGAAGUGCAGAACACCUGUUUUGCCCGAUCGAUCUAUCGCAAGCUCUCAGUGUUUCCGCUACUACCUAUGAUGAGCUUCUCGCAUAGGCACAAAUCUUCACGAUGACCACGGAUGACGAUUCACAUGCUCAGUCUCGACACAACCACAAAGCCCUGAAAUUGGACACACCGAGCGUUAAGUGUUUCACCUUGUUCCUAAAAGCCCUUUUCCCUAGAUAUCUAUUUUAGCGUUAGUAUACUUCCUCUUUCGAUGCUUCUUCUUUGUAGGCUGUCUCUACGGAGUCGCUUGAUAUGAAUGAAUGGUUGUCACUAUGGGCAUGGAAGUAUAGGAGUUGGUUUUCCUUUUGAUAUCUCGACAGGAUAUAAUGAAU